This is a messenger RNA of Colletotrichum orchidophilum, 1017 nucleotides long. Its product is annotated as daunorubicin C-13 ketoreductase. The record is from RefSeq and is a predicted model, not a curated record. Lineage: Eukaryota; Fungi; Ascomycota; Sordariomycetes; Glomerellales; Glomerellaceae. The transcript is spliced from 4 exons. The coding region runs from base 1 to 1017 and encodes 338 amino acids.
AUGUCCAGCCAGUGGGAUCCCCUCACUGACAUGCCUAAUCUUGAUGGUAAAGUGGUCGUCGUGACUGGCGGGAAUGCAGGCAUUGGCUUGUCAACCGUGAAGUACCUCGCCCUUCGCGGCGCAAAGGUCUACUUUACGGCGAGAUCAAAGGACAAGGCAGACGAAACUCGCACCGUGCUGACGACCGAGAACCCGGCGAUAGAAGCCGACAACCUUCAUUGGCUUCCGCUGGACUUGGCAGACCUAAAGUCGGUCGCGUCCGCAGUCGAAGAACUGAAGAGCAAGGAGACCCAGGUGGACAUUUUGAUCAACAAUGCCGGUGUAGCUUCCAGCACGACGGAGACGACAGGGCCCGGGUGGGAAUGGCACAUGGGGGUCAACCACGUAGGGCACUUUGUCUUCACCAACGGCGUACUGCCGCUUCUCAAGGAAGCAACAAAACAAGACGGGGCCGACGUGCGCAUCAUCACACUCAGCUCCAACGUCAACUACAAAAUGCUGCCGUCCAACUACGGAUUCACCUUCGACUCUGCGUCGUUCUUGACCAAGCCCGUGCCAUACUACCCCUGGCACUGGCGCUUCCUCACGAACCGUAUCUUCGUGGUCGACAUGAUCCGUUAUUCCGUCUCCAAAGUCGCCAAUCUCCUCUUCGCCCAAGAGUUGCAGCGACUCCUGGACGAGCAAGGCCUACCUAUCCUGUCCAUCUCGGUGCACCCGGGUGGCGUGGCCAGUCCUGGUACCAAGAACAUUGGGAACUACUUCUUCUCGCUCGUUAGGUCGGUCUUCCUCACGGUCGACCAGGGCGCCAUCACGUCCGUCUUCGCAGCCACUGCCACAAAGGUUCGCGAGAACGCCGACAAGUACAAGGGUAAGUAUAUAGAGCCAUUUGGUAAGAUCGUGACGCCGAAUCCAGUCGCCAAGGACGAGAAGCAGGUGAAGGGCAUGUGGGAUCAUACCACAGUUGAGGUGAACAAAUACUUGUCGACUCUCGGACUCGCGCCCCUACAAGCAUGGUAG